AUGGUUGAUGCUGGUGGUUUCACACUGGUGAAAAACAAUCAUAGGUUUAGUCAUUCUUCGGCUGCAGCAGAGUCUAACUUUGGCAACAUCUUUUACAGAAAGAGUGCUUCUCUGGCAGCUGGUGUUCCUAAGCUUGGUUAUCACGUCCAGUCUUCUCACAAGUAUGUGCCCAGGAGAGCUGUGCUGUAUGUACCUGCAGAUGAUAAAAGAAAGAUACAGAAAAUCCCAUCGCUCAAGGUAGAUUGUGCUGUAUUGGACUGUGAAGAUGGUGUGGCUCUGAACAGAAAGAAAGAAGCAAGACAGACAGUUGUGAAAACACUAGAGAAGUUUGAGUUUGGCCAGACUGAAAGGUGCAUUAGGAUCAAUUCGGUGUCCAGUGAUCUUGCAGAACAAGAUCUGGAGGUGCUUCUACAGUCCAGCAUCCUUCCUUCAAGCCUGAUGCUGCCAAAGGUUGAAAGUACAGAAGAAAUAAGAUGGUUUUCAGACAGAUUUUUACAUCACUUAAAAGGUCGAACACUUGUAGAACCAAUGAAUUUAAUCCCUUUUGUGGAAACUGCAAUGGGGUUACUCAAUUUUAAGGCAGUGUGUGAAGAAACACUGAGGAUAGGACCCCAAGUUGGCCUUCAUCUGGAUGCAGUAGUCUUUGGAGGAGAGGAUUUUCGUGCCAGCAUAGGUGCAACAAGCAGUAAGGAAACUCAUGAUAUUCUAUAUGCCAGGCAAAAAAUAGUCGUCACUGCAAAGGCUUUUGGCCUACAAGCUAUAGACCUUGUGUACAUUGAUUUCCAAGAUGACGAUGGGCUCCGUAGGCAAUCCAGAGAAGGUGCCUUAAUGGGUUUCACUGGUAAGCAGGUGAUUCACCCUAACCAAAUUGCUGUUGUUCAGGAGCAGUUCUCUCCAAGCCCUGAAAAAAUAAACUGGGCACAAGAAUUGAUUUCUGCUUUUGAAGAGCAUCAGCGUUUAGGAAAGGGCGCCUUUACUUUCCAUGGGAGUAUGAUAGACAUGCCAUUACUGAAGCAGGCACAGAACAUUGUUACGCUUGCCACAGCCAUCAAGAAAAAAUGAUCUGUUAAAUGAAGCUCUCCCCAUGCAGUCACAGUAGCUAUUUUAAAGAAUGACUAUAAUACUUCGGGGGGAAAAAUUAAAUACAUCAGACUUAAGCAGAAAUCCAUUUACAUUUCACCGAUCUGUCCUAAUUUUCUCACCAGCCUUUCUAACUACCAAAACACCAUGGAUUUUUAUGUAGGGCCAAGCCCGGGUCCUGGUGGCCAGCGGUGAAGUCAGAGUGUUGUGUGGCAUCGCCGCCAUCCCUGCCAAGGCAGUGGGAUGACUUCACCAAAGGAGCAAAGCCAGGGCUGGGCUGGGAGGAAAUCAGCCUUUUUUAGAAAGAGGUUGGAACAGAAAAACCAGGUCCGAUGCUUUUGGCUGCUCCCGCCUUGGAGUCCAGGCUCUUUGCCUGCUUCUUCAAAGAGGUGAAAUCGUUAGUAGGAAACAAAUCACCCCCGGAAUGUACCCGACCAUUAAAAACCAAUGC
Messenger RNA from Gavialis gangeticus (Gharial), 1531 nucleotides. RefSeq names its product citrate lyase beta like (gene CLYBL). Lineage: Eukaryota; Metazoa; Chordata; Crocodylia; Gavialidae. Gene Ontology annotation, molecular function: (S)-citramalyl-CoA lyase activity. The coding region runs from base 1 to 1062 and encodes 353 amino acids. The transcript is spliced from 8 exons. The record is from RefSeq and is a predicted model, not a curated record. Gene Ontology annotation, biological process: regulation of cobalamin catabolic process.